UUGGCUCCAAUUAUUUCACGCCGCACGUCUCUCCGGGACAAAACUGCCACCAACGCGAGAUGUUCCGAAUUUUGAUUGCCGCGUUGCUCCUUUGCAUUGCUCAGUCCGACUCUUCCCAGGAGUUUUUGUCUGUCCCAAAAGUGGAGAACGAUGCGACCCAGCCAGAGGCGCUGAAGAGUGGUGCCGUGACAGUCGCGGAGGUGAAGGAGAUCGAGUUUGACGCUGCCUCCAAUCCAUACAUCGCGACCAGCACCACGGCUGAGUGUUUGGCGUUGAUCUUCAUGAUUGUGGCCUGUGUAAUUUGCUACCUGGAGUGUUGCAAGUGAGCAGCGAAGCUGGUAAGAGCUGCCAUGUGCAGUGAGGCCAAUGGCUACAGUAUGCUACAGUGCUACAGUCAAAGUAUUGGCCUCUUGUCCCCAAAGUCAA
Molecule: messenger RNA, 426 nt
Organism: Cladocopium goreaui
Lineage: Eukaryota; Dinophyceae; Suessiales; Symbiodiniaceae
Source: the annotation of a GenBank genome assembly